GCAUCAACAUCCUGCUCCUCAACCCCAACUCCUCUCUCGCCAUGACCAAGACCAUGGAAUCAGCCGCCAACACAAUAGCAGCUCUCAACCCAUCUAUAUCCAUCCGCACAUACACAGCCCCCGAGCAAGCUCCAGCGAGCAUCGACAACGAUGAGGGCAUAAAAGCCAGUGUUGAAGCCGUCACCAACGACUCGGGGCUCAUGUCUUGUCUUCGCUCCACGCCAUUCGAUGCUGUGCUCGUUGCGUGCUUCAGUGUUCAUCCCCUGGUCAAGCAAUUGGCAUAUUCCUUGAAGCCUGUUCCCGUAACUGGCAUUUUCGAAGCCAGUAUCCUGACUGGAUUGUCUCUCGUACCUACGGCUGAAGCUGACGGCGUGCACGAACAGCUGAAAUGGGGCAUUGUAACCACUGGGGCAUUCUGGGAGACACAUCUUGCCAGUGGCGUGGCCGCCUUUCUAGGCUCUUCCUCAUCGCCUUCAAGCUUCAGUGACCCCAGAUUCGCCGGCGUGUUUUCCACAGGCCUUAAUGCAGGGGACUUCCACACCAUCUCGCAAGAUCAAAUCAACGUGCGUCUCAGAGAGGCAACCAAGCGGCUGCUCUCGUCUGGAAACAUCACCUGUGUCGUCAUGGGCUGUGGUGGCAUGGGGGGCCUGCAAGACAUGAUUCGUGCCAUCAUCAUCGAGGAAUACGGCCAGGAGAGGGCCAAAGACGUAUGCAUAGUGGAUGGAGUGCAAGCUGCUGUGCUACAGCUGCAACAAACGGUGCUGAGCCGGCGAGUCUUUGGCGUCGUCGAAUAGAACGGAUGGCCCCUGGUAUCAAAUGUUAUUCUCGCGGUUAUACCCCUCGCUCUUCAUAUAACCGUGUGCUCUCUAAUGUCUCUAUAUCAAUGUUGCGGUGUGGAAGGGUCUCUUGAAAUAUCAACGUACAUGACGAUGCUUGGCUAGCCGGCGGUUUGCGUGUACAACCUCUCAUGCAAGCAUACCUGAUAUGCAUCUACAUCGUUUACCGCCC
This is a messenger RNA of Trichoderma asperellum CBS 433.97, 1008 nucleotides long. RefSeq lists its product as uncharacterized. NCBI's taxonomy places the organism in Eukaryota, Fungi, Ascomycota, Sordariomycetes, Hypocreales, Hypocreaceae. The record is from RefSeq and is a predicted model, not a curated record.